Messenger RNA from Moneuplotes crassus, 1927 nucleotides. NCBI's taxonomy places the organism in Eukaryota, Ciliophora, Spirotrichea, Euplotida, Euplotidae. The record is from the annotation of a GenBank genome assembly.
UUGAUUUAGAAAUAAAAAUAUGGGAGAAAACUCGAUUGAUUUUAAGAAGCUCCAGGAUAAGGAUUAUAAGGGAGAAGGAUACGAAGUUGAUAAGGAACUAGAUGAUGGUCCGCUCUCUGAUGAUAGAAGAAGUUGCACAGACAUCGUCUUUUAUGGAAUAUUUAUUGUAUUUUUGGUAGCGAUGGGCGCAAUCGCGGUCUAUGGAUAUAUAGCAGGAAACCCAUGGAAGUUCUUAUCUGGCGUUGAUGCUAAUGGAAGGUUUUGUGGGUAUUCUGAUGGCGUCGGAAACUACCCUAAGUUAUACUUUGCUGAUCUUAGUAGUACUGAUACUGUGAAGAACACUUACGUCUGUGUUAAAGGUGAUUGUCCAACUGACGAUGCCAGUAAAUCUAUUGAUUGUGUUGUCGCAGGACAUGUAACUGACUGUAAUGACCCAGCCUACACUAGAUACAAAAGUAAGUCCUACAUCGGAAGAUAUUGCUUGCCAAUUAAAGAUGAGCUACCAGAUAAUCUAAAGGAACAGUAUGACGAUCUGAUUGAUUGGCUUCAGUUGGAUACGAUCGGAGAAUGGAUCAAUGAUAUAAUUACAGCCUGGCCAGUCAUUCUUAUCUCCAUCGUCCUUGCACUUAUUCUCAGUCUGGUAUUUAUGUACCUCGUUGAGUAUUUCGCUGCGGUACUUGCAUGGAUUUGUAUUAUUGUGUCAUUCUUUUGUUUGUUAGGGCUUGGUUUUUAUUUCUUCUUCACAAGAAACUCAUCAAACAAUGAUGAAUCAAACAACUCAAGUUACAACAUAGUCUGGGCCAUCAUUUGCUGGGUAGGAGCUCUGGCAAUCUUCUUAUUUGUGUGUUGCUUCUGCAGUGCCUUGAGAAUCGCAAUUGGAGUUAUUCAAGCCUCAGCUGAUUUCAUCACCGACACGAAGAGGAUCCUGCUUGUCCCAAUUAUUGGAUUUGUCUUCGUGAUAAUUUUCUAUUUGCUCUGGGUCUCAGUUGCAAUUCACAUAUACACAAUUGGUGAUAUUUCCAGUACAGGAGGUUCAACCGGGCAAGGAAGAAGAGUAGAGUGGGAGAAUUCUACAAGAAGAGUCUGGUACUUCCACAUUUUUGGACUAUUCUGGAUGAACUCUUUCAUCGAUGCCUUCAUUGGCUUCAUUAUUAUUGUUGCAGCAGCUACAUGGUACUUCUCCCAUGGAACUGACAGAGAGGGCUCUGCUGAGACCUAUAAAGGAUUCAAGUGGAUCUUUAGGUACCAUCUCGGGUCACUUGCUCUUGGGUCUUUGAUUAUUGCAAUUGCAGAAUUGAUUAAAUGGACUUUUGAAUAUGUAAGAAAAAGACUUGAGAACGCUAACCCCACUAAUGCUGCCUUAAAAUUCUUCCUAUGCUUGGUGAGCUACUGCAUCUCUUGCUUAAACAGGAUCAUCAAAUUCAUUACAAAGAAUGCAUAUAUUCAGGUAGCAUUGACAUCGAAACAUUUCUGUCUUUCAGCAUUUAAUGCGUUCAUUCUGAUCUUGAGAAACGCAGCUAGGUUCACUUUUGUGGAAUGGAUUGCCUUUAUGUUCAAUAUUUUAGGGAAAAUCUUGAUUGUAACCCUCACUUGUCUCAUUUCUUAUAUCAUUUUGGAACUGUGGACUGGAAUUAACAAGGACUUGAGUAGCUAUCUUGGACCAAUUCUGAUGAUAGCAGUUAUUUCUUAUUUAAUUGCGAUGGUGUUCUUCAGUGUGUUUUCAAUUGCCGGGAAUACGAUCCUGCAAUGUUUCAUCUUGGAUUAUGAAAUCUCUAACUCCAUGGGAAGAGGAUCAGCAGGCCAUCAGCCACCUGCACUCAGGAAGUUUAUCAAGCAGAUGAAACAGUACAGAAGAGAUAAGGGCGAAGAAGUAUCUGACAGCGUCAGUGAGCAAAAGGAUGAAGAUGGGAGAAGGUACAUGAUGUAG